AUGACUGUUUUGAGUGAAAUUGAGUUAAAUUCUGAGUUCAUAGCAGAAAGCUAUGAAAACAUCAUUAAAUCUGUUGGAGAUAAACGUGAAUACAAAGGAAUGGUACUCAGGAAUGGCCUAAAAGUCCUACUCAUCAGUGAUGUGGAGGCAGACAAGUCUGCGGCCGCACUGGACGUAGCGGUGGGCGCGAUGUCGGACCCCCGGGAGGUGCAAGGGUUGGCCCACUUCUUAGAGCACAUGCUAUUCUUAGGCACCGGUAAAUACCCCGUAGAAAAUGAUUACAAAAAAUACAUCUCAAGUAAUGGUGGGGCGAGUAAUGCCUACACAUCACCAAACAAUACCAACUAUCACUUCGACAUAUCCACGGACUUCUUGGCCGGUGCUCUCGACAGAUUCGCGCAGUUCUUCAUUGAGCCGCUGUUCACAGAGAGUGCGACGGAAAGGGAGAUGAAUGCCGUCCACUCGGAGUACGAGAGGAAUAUACCGAUGGAUAGCCGAAGAUUAUCUCAUUUACAGAGAUCACUGUCAGAUCCCACUCAUGAUUACAGCAAAUUCUCAACCGGAAAUAUGGAAACUCUUAAAGAGAUUCCGAUCGCCAAAGGCAUUGAUGUCCGCCAGGAGUUACUGUCGUUUCACGAGCGCUGGUAUUCAGCAAAUAUCAUGUCUUUAGUCGUUUUGGGCAAAGAGGGUCCGAAACAAUGGAUUUUCGAUGAAUUGAAACAAAUUCGAGAAAUUAGGUUCAGGUUUAAAGAAAAGGAGAGACCCAUGGGUUAUGUGAUCGACCUUUCCCAUGAUUUGCAUGACUUCCCUUUUGAUGAGUGUCUGAGUGCCGGUUAUUUGUUGGAUGAGUUUAGACCCGAUUUAAUCACUGAUUUACUCAAUCACUUGACUCCGGAUCGCAUGCGAGUGACAGUUGUGUCCAAACAGUUCACCACAAUUGCAGACCAGACAGAGAAGUGGUACUCAACUCAAUACACCCAACAAGACAUUCCUCCGGAAAAGAUCCAGAAGUGGCUUAACAUUGGAUUCAAUGACAACUUAGCACUUCCCCUGAAGAAUGACUUCAUUCCCUAUGAUUUCACUCUCAAGCAAAUCGACGAUAACUUGAAACAAAUGCCACAAAUGAUUAGAAACACAGAGUUUUCUCGUGUUUGGCAUUUGCAGGACAAUCAAUACCGCACUCCAAAGGCUUACUAUAAAUUCAAACUAACCAAUCCGCACGUAUACGAUAGCCCAAUGCAUGCAAAUGCCAGUACAUUAUGGACCCGAGUAUUCAUGGACUCAAUUAAUGAAUAUUCAUAUUCAGCACAAUUAGCCGGACUGUCCUAUAACUUCUAUCGUACAGUCACUGGCCUAGAACUAACAUUUGGCGGAUAUAAUGACAAACUAAACUCAUUGAUGACCACUGUUUUGGAUAAAUUAAUUGAAUUCAAAGUAAACCCCAAAAAGUUUGAAGUGUUUAAAGAUAAACAGAUUCGCGGUCUUAAAAGUUACCAGAGUCUUUCAAAACCACAACUACUCGGCUAUUAUAUGAACGCCACUACCAGUGACCGGUACUGGACUUAUGAGGAGCUAUUAGACACAGCCUAUGAUAUAUCGGUUGACGACGUAUCAGCACUGGUAUCCCAACUGCUGUCCCGUUUCCAUAUCGAGGCCUUAAUCCACGGAAACAUCGACUCGAGUGAAGCCAUAGAUGUUUGCGAUGUGUUUGAGUCGCGAUUCAAGUCAGCCCUCAAUACCAAACCC
This is a messenger RNA of Oppiella nova, 1746 nucleotides long. NCBI's taxonomy places the organism in Eukaryota, Metazoa, Arthropoda, Arachnida, Sarcoptiformes, Oppiidae. The record is from the annotation of a GenBank genome assembly.